GUGUUUUGCGCGCCGUACCCCAACGAUGCUGUUAUGGACCGUUGUCAGGUAACUUGGCAAGGCGAAAUACCGUAGGUAAUGAUGAUUGCCCCUCCUGAUCUGCCGCACCUUGGACUCUGUGACUCUUCGAGCUAUUCCUUAGUGUCUACCCAAUGAGACCAUAAGUACACUCCGAUUCACUGUGUCGACCCUGUGGCACUCUGCUUUAUCUCAAGUGAAUCCCUCUCGCUCUGCUUCCUGUCUCCGACGCCAUAAACUUCUUCUUUAAAAACCACCACUUUUUAAGUGCAGCCGCCGCCCACCAAAGCAGCACAGCACACUUUUACCCCGCCAUCCUACCCUUUGCGCCAACCAUCUCUGCCAAACAUCCCACUUCGACCCCGCAAUCUCACUUUGUCUACGCAGACAAUCAGAAGCAAACCAGCAGAGACGAAAAAACCCCAUCACAAUCAAAAUGGCAGGCGGACAACCAGGAGGCAACUCUCGCGGCCGUGGCGGCAAAUUCAGAAAGUUCACCCGUGGAGGUGGCAAGCACUUCUCUCGUGAUCUCAGACCCCUCGACGCCGAUGGCAACGAAAUCAACAUCAAGAAGAAGGAUGAGGAGAGCUCUGAAGAGGAAUCUGAGGAGGACUCUGAGGAGGAGUCCGACUCUGACGAGGGCGGCGCCGCCCAGGCCGAGAUGUCUCGCGCCGACCGAAAGGCCGCCGCAAAGGCUCGCAAGGACGCCGCCAUAGCCAAGAAGAAGGCCCAGGCCGUCGAGGUCGGCGACCUCCCUCCCACCGACUCUGAGGAGGAGAGCAGCGACGACGACAUGCCCGCCAACCCCAAUCACUCCAAGGCCUCUCGCAACCAGACCAAGGCGCCUGCCCCCACCGCCGACGUCGACGAGGCCGCCGAGGGCGUCAAGAAGCUGACCGUGGCCAACAACCGUAAGGAGCGUGAGAGCAUGGAGGCCGCGCAGGCCAAGGAGAGAUACCGCAAGCUGCACGAGGCCGGCAAGACGGACGAGGCCAAGGCUGACCUGGCGCGGCUGAGACUCAUUCGCGAGCAGAGAGCAGCUGAUGCUGCUCGGAGAGACGCCGAAAAGGAAGAGCGCGAGGCCCAAGAAGCUGCGAAGAAGAAGGAGAUCGACGCAAAGGAAGCCAAGAAGCGUGAGGCCGCCCUCGGCCCGUCAGCCAAGAAGGGCAAGAAGUCUAGCAAAUGAGCUGUUCCUGGCCGAGUCGGACGUUCAGUAUUCUUUGGCAAUCUGGACGCAACCUCAAGUUAUAUACCAUCGUUCUUCCUGGUCCAUAUUCGAUUGCAGCAUCACAUGCCUCGGACGCUACGUGGAAACCACAAAUGUGGACAAAAGAUU
Colletotrichum godetiae is the source of this 1354-nucleotide messenger RNA. Its product is annotated as casein kinase substrate phosphoprotein PP28-domain-containing protein. The transcript has 3 exons. Gene Ontology annotation, molecular function: RNA binding. Lineage: Eukaryota; Fungi; Ascomycota; Sordariomycetes; Glomerellales; Glomerellaceae. Bases 455 to 1204 code for a protein of 249 amino acids. The record is from RefSeq and is a predicted model, not a curated record. Gene Ontology annotation, cellular component: cytosol.